AUGGAAGAUUUUCCAGUGAACACUGGUUCUGCAGCAACGACAGCAAGCAACAGUUUGAAAGGACAGCAUUUACCAGACACAGCCACUACAAAGCCAGUAUUCGCUGCAGUUGCAGCGGCGCAAAUUUCGCACUCAAGCACUACAACCCAUAAUAUAUUCCAGUUUCAAACGCAGUCAAGCACUGCAGCUGCUGCUGAGCGCCAGUUCACCGCUGCAGCAGUACCCCCGGUUCAAACAUCGUCGUCAAGCACAAUUUCAGUUACCCCAACAGCAACAGAAGAAAGCUCAGUGGAACUUGCAAAUGCAGCUGCCAGCAAUGCAUUCGAUGCCCACACAGCACCAACCUUGUUUCAGAUGUCCACAGUUUCCAGCUCGAACUCAUCUCACACAUUAAAACCUCUUGGAAAUAUAACGAACGGGCCCAUUUCUCCGUCUAGCAUUUCUCAUAUAACAAAAAUAACUCGCGCGUGGAACUCCACAGAUAGGCCAUCAACAGCGAAUUCGAGCAACUUGCCGUCAUUUAUCACACUGCAGAAGAACGUGCCUCUGGGAGACAUGCACAUCGUACAGGCUGUAGAUCCGCCAAGCGCAGCUGCCGGCGAAACUAGCCCGAAUUCCUCAACCGCUGAUUCUGUUGGAACUACGAACGGAACGCCAACUUCAAAUACCACUCUAACAAUGUCAGUUAAUAACUCAACACUUAGCCCAAAUACAACGUUCUGUAAGGAUUCGCUCACGGCGAGUGCUUGCGAUGAUGAGCUUGGAGACGCAUGCACCAUUCUGCAAGAACCUGAUGAGUAG
Messenger RNA from Gongylonema pulchrum, 801 nucleotides. The record is from the annotation of a GenBank genome assembly. NCBI's taxonomy places the organism in Eukaryota, Metazoa, Nematoda, Chromadorea, Rhabditida, Gongylonematidae.